Messenger RNA from Suricata suricatta (meerkat), 7631 nucleotides. RefSeq names its product ubiquitin protein ligase E3B (gene UBE3B). Gene Ontology annotation, molecular function: protein binding; ubiquitin protein ligase activity. The transcript has 28 exons. Lineage: Eukaryota; Metazoa; Chordata; Mammalia; Carnivora; Herpestidae. The record is from RefSeq and is a predicted model, not a curated record. The coding region runs from base 2487 to 5693 and encodes 1068 amino acids. Gene Ontology annotation, biological process: ubiquitin-dependent protein catabolic process; protein polyubiquitination.
GAACAGGGUUGUGUGUUUUCCGGGUGGUGGAGGGACUUUGAAGGAGGUGGCCCUUUGGCCGGGUCCCUGCCUCCCCAAGUCGCAGGGCGGGUGCCAGGGGCUGGUUUUCGUGCUCAGGGAGGGUUUCUCCGUAGCCGUUUCCAACCCUUUUCAGCUCUGGGGCGAUAGGCCUUUAUAGACAGACCAAUGCUGGGUGAAAAAGAUUGGUUAUUGUUGAUGCCGAGGAAAGAUGCUGGGCCUCAGGAGGCCCCCAAAGCAGAGUUCGAAUCCUAUUCACGCGCUAUGUGACCUUGGGUGAGUUCCCUCACCUCUUCGAGCCUCGACUUGUUCCUCUGUAAAAUGGAGUCAUUAGCUUAUUCGCUCGUUUCACAGAGGGAGCUGUGUAAUACAGCUGUUGGUACCUGAUACUCAGCUCUCUUAGUAGAGGCAACUGGCGUUAAUGAUUUAAAUAAAAAAAUUUUGGUCGUAAUUUGACUCUAACAACCUAAUGGGCAGCUUUGCACGCUCAUUUUUUUUUUUUUCUUCUUUUCUGUUCUGUGAGUCGGGAAGUCUCUGGUCUUGUCUGUUUCACUUAAAUAAUUGCUUUGGAGUUAGACGUGGCUUCAAAUUCAGUAGCCGAGUGACCUCUCACAAGUCAUGUCCCCUCUAGGUUUCAUUUUCUCUAUGUGGUGGUGGGGGGGCGGGUAAUGAUAACAUACACCUAGAUAGGCAGUGGCCUUCAAUAAAUGAUAGCUGUUCUUAUUAAUAGCCUAAGUCCUAUUGCCUGUUCUUUAAAAAUUGGACCAUUUGAGACCUUACAGGGCUGUUGAGAAGACAGAAUUGAAUAAAUAUCUGAUACAUGUCUGAUACAUGAUCUGCCCUUAACAAAGAGUGGUGGUCAUUGCACCUGCCUGCCCAGCUGUUCCCACCACAGGGGGAGAAUCCUGUUGGGCUCAGGCAGCAGCUGGUAUUUAUGGCCCUUCACCUUUGAAUGGUACCCUCCGGACUCUUUCAUAAUUCUCCAUGAAAUUGAUCUCAUCCAGGGAAGACUGAUUUUGAGCAGAUAUCAUGGGAAUAAAGAAGUAGAGUCUGAGUCUUGUCUCUUAGUAUUAAAAUCUUGGCUCUGCCCUUCCCUGGCAGUCUGACACGGACUAUGGGAGAUACCAAGUGAUCUCACAAGGUUGCUAGAAGGGACAUGACAUAGUGGUACUUAAUCAACUUGUUUAUCUUUUUGCUUUUUAAGUAAUCUAGGUGUUACAGAGCAAACCAACCUCUUGGGUUUCUGAUUUUUCCACCUAAAACAUUGUUUCCCCAACUGGAUUGUAAGUUUGUUCUUGGGGUUUGUUGUUGUUGUUGUUGUUGUAAGUCUGGAUGAUACAGGAAAGCCCAGUUACAUGCUAUCUGCUUUCAGAUACUAUUUGUUAAUAUUUUCCCACUUAAUCACAGCAUCCUGAUGACCAAAGUGGGGUACAAGAAGUGCAAAUGUUUCCGUUAAUUCUUGUAGCACCCCUAGGACGUAGGUAGGUAUUAUGACCUCAGUUUACAGAUAAGGAGUCCGAGACCUAGAGAGGACAAGUAUUGUGGCCAAAUGAGGUCGACUGAGAACUAAAAAGAACCAAGGGUGCUCUGUGUGAUCCAAGACUGCUUCUGUGGCACGCAGCCUUUUCUUUCUUUGAUUAAGUCAGAAGUUUGUGCAAUAUUUCCUUAGUUACUUCGAAUACACACUUUAAAAACUUCAUAAUGUGUUUUGAUUGAUAACUGGUAGAUUCUAGGCAGAUAGAAGAGGCGAAUAAGAAGGAAUUAGGAAAACUGCAAAGUACAGCCUGUUACACGGUGUAAACAGAACCAGCAUAUAGCAUUGCUGAGGGGAUGUUAAUCUCGAGGAAGAGAUCUUAUCCUGCAAGGCCGCUUGGGAAAAGUGAAAGUUUUGAGAUGCUCUUUCAGGUAGUUUGUCAGUUUGCAUAUGAAAAGGCUCCCUCUUUCCACCUAACCCCCCCCCCCCAAAUGUGGGAGACUCUGCCUGUUAAGGAAGAAUCCUACCAUAGCUUGAGUGCUAUCUUCUGGAGCUUGAAGCCCUUAACCAAUCUAAACAGGGCCAUAGCCCGAGUGACAGGACUCGGGAAUCUUAGCGCACCCAGGGAUAGGACGAAAUGUAAUGGGGGAGGAAUGUAAGGUCCCUCAGCACCUAGGCAGAUGAGAGCCCCUACCACAGAGUUUAAGGAAAAGAUUCUCGUGUCUCUACAAAGAACACAUCAAUUAGACUUACUGUGUAAUCUGUCAGCACCUUGAUAGGUAUUUGACGUACAUCAUCUCAUUAGAUCCUCGUUAACCCCAACCAGUUGACGGAUGAAGGCAGAAAGGGCCUGAGGCCUCUUCCUAUGGAAAGACAAUCUCCUCUGAAGCCAGAUGCUGCCCUCGGCAGAGUGAGUGCUAUGCAACAUCACUAAUGAUUACCUGGCGUUUCUGUGUCACAGGCAGGUCCUCAGGGUUGGUGCAGGUUUGCAAACAUGUUCACCGUUUCUCAGACCUCGAGAGCAUGGUUCAUCGAUAGAGCCCGGCAGGCCCGGGAGGAGAGGCUGGUGCAGAGGGAGCGGGAGCGGGCAGCCGUCGAGGUCCAGGCCCACGUCCGGAGUUUCCUGUGUCGGAGGCGACUGCGGAGCGAGAUCCGGAGAGAGAUCGACGAGUUUUUUAAAGCAGAUGACGCAGAGUUCAGUAAAAGAAGCGCACUUUGUAUUUUUAAGAUUGCCAGGAAACUGCUGUUCGUGUUCAGAAUUAAAGAGGAUAAUGAGAGAUUUGAGAAGUUGUGUCGCUGUAUCCAGAGCAGCAUGGAUGCUGAGAAUGAACCCAAGGUGUGGUAUGUGUCCCUGGCUCUUUCCAAGGAUCUCACCCUCCUGUGGAUUAAACAGAUCAAGCACAUUCUUUGGCACUGCUGUGAGUUUCUUGAGCAGCUCAAGCCUGAAAUCUUACAGGACUCCAAACUCAUCACGCUGCACCUCACGAUGCUCGUCACCUUCACAGACACGUCAACAUGGAAGAUUCUCCGCGGAAAAGGGGAGAGUCUUCGACCAGCCAUGAACCACAUCUGUGCAAACAUAAUGGGACAUCUCAACCAGCAUGGAUUCUAUCCUGUGCUGCAGAUGUUGUUAACCCGUGGCCUGGCAAGACCCCGACCUUGUCUGUCCAAAGGCACUUUAACUGCAACCUUUUCUCUCGCACUGCGCCCUGUGAUCGCUGCACAAUUUUCAGACAGUCUGAUCCGGCCCUUCCUCGUCCACAUCAUGUCUGUGCCUGCUCUUGUGACUCACCUCAGCACCGUGACCCCUGAGCGCCUCACUGUUUUAGAAUCUCAUGACAUGCUUCGUAAAUUCAUCACAUUUUUAAGAAACGAAGAUCGAUGCCGUGACGUAUGCGAAAGCUUAGAAGGAUGCCAUACGCUUUGUCUAAUGGGCAACCUUCUGCAGCUGGGCUCCCUCAGCCCCAGGGUGUUAGAGGAGGAGACGGACGGGUUCGUGAGUCUGCUGACCCAGAUGCUGUGCUACUGUCAGAAGUACGUGUCCCAGAAGAAAUCCAACCUGACCCACUGGCACCCCGUCCUCGGCUGGUUCUCCCAAUCUGUGGACUACGGCCUUAACGAGUCCAUGCCCUUGAUCACCAAACAGCUGCAGUUCCUUUGGGGGGUGCCCCUGAUCCGGGUCUUCUUCAGUGACGUCCUGAACAAGAAGCUCCUGGAAAACCAGGAGCCGGCGCAGGCGCAGCUGGCCCCCUCACAGAACGUGCUCCCCGUGAAGAACCUCCUGAAGCGCGCGUUUCAGAAGUCCGCGUCGGUCCGGAAUAUUCUCAGGCCUGUUGGGGGCAAGCGAGUGGACUCCGCGGAGGUCCAGAGGGUCUGCAACAUCUGCGUCCUCUACCAGACCUCGCUGACGACGCUGACCCAGAUCCGGCUGCAGAUACUCACAGGACUCACUUACCUUGAUGACCUGCUCCCCAAACUAUGGGCGUUUAUCUGUGAGCUGGGGCCCCACGGAGGGCUAAAGCUCUUCUCGGAGUGCCUCAACAGUGACACAGAAGAGUCCAAGCAGCUCUUGGCCAUGCUGACGCUGUUCUGUGACUGCUCCCGGCACCUCGUCACGAUCCUUGACGACAUCGAAGUUUAUGAAGAACAAAUUUCAUUCAAACUGGAAGAGCUGGUCACCAUCUCCUCUUUCCUGAACUCCUUUGUGUUUAAGAUGAUCUGGGAUGGAAUCGUAGAGACUGCCAAGGGGGACACCUUGGAGCUGUUCCAUUCUGUCCACGGCUGGCUGAUGGUGCUGUACGAGAGGGACUGCCGGCGGCGCUUCGCCCCCGAGGACCACUGGCUGCGGAAGGACCUCAAACCCAGCGUGCUCUUCCAAGAACUGGACAAGGACCGGAAACGGGCGCAGCUGGUCCUGCAGCACAUCCCUCAUGUCAUUCCGCACAAAAACAGAGUUCUCCUGUUCCGAAACAUGGUUACCAAGGAGAAGGAGAAACUGGGGCUCGUGGAAACCAGCUCGGCCUCCCCCCACGUCACUCAUAUCACAAUCCGACGGUCCCGCAUGUUGGAGGAUGGCUACGAGCAGCUCCGGCAGCUGUCCCAGCACGCCAUGAAGGGCGUGAUCCGCGUGAAGUUCGUCAGUGACCUUGGGGUGGACGAGGCCGGCAUCGACCAGGACGGCGUUUUCAAGGAGUUCUUGGAGGAAAUCAUCAAGAGGGUGUUCGACCCGGCACUCAAUCUCUUCAAGACGACCAGCGGGGACGAGAGGCUGUACCCUUCGCCCACGUCCUACAUUCACGAGAACUACCUGCAGCUCUUCGAGUUUGUGGGCAAGAUGCUAGGGAAGGCAGUGUAUGAGGGAAUUGUGGUGGACGUGCCCUUCGCGUCCUUCUUCCUGAGCCAGCUGCUCGGGCACCACCACAGUGUCUUCUACAGCUCCGUGGACGAGCUGCCUUCACUGGACUCCGAGUUCUACAAAAACCUCACUUCCAUCAAGCGCUAUGAAGGGGACAUCGCUGACCUGGGCCUGACUCUGUCGUACGAUGAGGACGUCAUGGGUCAGCUUGUUUGCCAUGAACUGACUCCUGGAGGGAAGACCACGCCAGUUACAAAUGCAAAUAAGAUUAGCUACAUCCAUCUGAUGGCCCAUUUUCGAAUGCACACUCAGAUCAAAAACCAGACAGCUGCCCUCAUUAGUGGGUUCCGUUCCAUUAUCAAGCCCGAGUGGACCCGGAUGUUCUCAACCCCUGAGCUGCAGCGUCUCAUCUCUGGUGACAAUGCUGAGAUUGAUCUGGAAGAUUUAAAGAAGCACACAGUGUACUACGGUGGUUUUCACGGAAGUCACAGGGUCAUCAUCUGGCUCUGGGAUAUUCUGGCUUCUGACUUCACACCCGACGAGAGAGCCAUGUUUCUGAAGUUUGUGACCAGCUGCUCCAGGCCCCCGCUCCUGGGAUUCGCCUACCUCAAGCCUCCUUUUUCCAUCCGCUGUGUCGAAGUGUCAGACGAUCAGGACACCGGGGACACCCUGGGCAGCGUCCUCCGUGGCUUCUUCACCAUCCGCAAGCGGGAGCCGGGCGGCCGCCUGCCCACAUCCUCCACCUGCUUCAACCUGCUCAAGCUGCCCAACUACAGCCGGAAGAGCGUGCUCCGCGAGAAGCUGCGCUAUGCCGUCAGCAUGAACACGGGCUUCGAGCUCUCCUAGCGCCCGCGCCCGCCUGGCCGGCUCCUGGGCCCGGGCCUCCAGCUCCAGGGGCGGCAGCGCCCAGGAACGUGACCACCGAGCCAGGCGACCUCUCCUUCUCUAUAGCCAUGAGACGCCCCUGUGGCCUCCACAACCUGGGACGCACAUGACAACUCCAUACCACUCCCCGGGUGACACUGAGGGGAAGGGUGUUGAAAAUAAACCUCCAAGUUCCGCCAGUGCUGGCCCUUUUCUCCUGCUUUCCGGGGCCUGUGAUUGCAGAGGGCCUUCUUCUGGUGGUUUGGUGUUUUGGGGAGUCUUUUCUUUCCCUGACUUUGCACUGCGCCUGAACAAGUCCCAGGAACUCCCAGGGUCCAGAGUGGUUUUCAUGACACGGGCCCAAGCAUACAAAGCCCACUACAAGUGACACACUCUCCUUCCGUUUCCGAAAACUCUUUACUCAGGUAAGGCCUCGCCAAGCCUCUAUGCACUCGGCAGUCUCCGCCCCCCUGCCCAUCCACCGCAGCCUCUCUACAGCCCGCCAGGCCCACCUGCUGCCUCGGGAAGCAGAGGUGCCUGCCGGGGAGGCCGUGGAGCCCAGGAAUUCCGCGGCGCGCCCCCCCCCACCUCGAAACCAUGCGUUCCUCACGGCGCCAGCACCCCUGCGCCAGGCUCGCCUCGCAUGCUCUGAGCACCCGGAGGCCUCCACGGGCUCAACCCGUCUCAUGUACUCACCUUGGCACCUGGCUUUGGGAGGAAAAAAGACCCUUGGCUCUUAAGAGCAGCUGUUUCCAGAAGGCACUAGCUGCUCUCCAAAGCCUGCUGAUUCCUAAGGGGGCAGCUGCCUUCCCCGCUCUGGCUCGCCCUGCUUGUUGUCUAGAAAGGAGCAGACUCUCGCCGAGUUACCCAGCCUGUCCGGGCAGCGACUUUCCUCCGUUGAUGGUAGAAUCGAAAAGAAACUUGGAUCUUGCCGCUCACCCAUCCUCCACGCAGGGCACUGGGAGCCCUUUCACUGACGGAGGCUCAAAGGGCUGAGGAAACUCUGAGUUGGGUUUUUGGGGUUUGUUUACUCCAUUUUCUCUUCCAUUAUGCCCUCUCCCCCCUUCCUUCCCCUUGUCAUGAAAACCUUUCUCUAGAUCCAGGGAAUUGAGACAGAGGCCAGGUCCGUGGUCUGUGUCGACAGCCAUCCACCCUCCCCCACCUCGUCAAGCUCCUCACGCAUCCCUGCCACCAAGAUAGAAGCCAGGAGCGCCUGGUCCCUCUGCCCUGCGGAGCCGGCUGAGGGCUGGCCGCUCUCUUCCAAGCAGCACAGCGCCUUCCAGCAUGUUGGUGGCAAAGCGGGCAAGACCUGUGUCCAUGGCCUCCAUCAGAGGGUCGCGGCUGGGUGCUGCGUCCUGCUCAGGUCCAAGCCUGGCUCUGUCACAGCCCCUGCACUUCUGGAGAACAGUUUUCCUUUGGUGGAAAGACAGUCUAAAGACAGACAAGAAUUUAUUCAUAUUAUUUAAGAUCUGUUAGUAACCUCUAGUUCUAUGGAAGUCACUGUAAGUAACUCGACUCUCCUGCCGCCCUCCUCCGACGCGCGCUGAGCAGGCUUGUGCGUUUCUGCCGCGGCCGGGGCCGCCCGCCUGCGCAGAGGUGUGUCGUUCCCUCUCGGCCUUCAGUGCCUGAGAACCCGCCAGGGCAGGGCUGUGGGGGGCGGGGGGGUCUCCAGGCACCAACAUCAACGUUAUUGUUCUUUUGAUGAGGAGGGGCAGUCUGUAAUUUCAUUUCUGUUCUCUCCCACAGCGGGAAAUAUUGCACUAUCUGAAACCGUGAGUCUGUACUUUUGUAGCUGGUGCUCAUCGACACCUCGAUGGCUCUAAAGAGUUUGGCAUUUCUUUUUAUUUUUGUGGUUUCAUAGAUAACCUAGGGAUUAAAACAUGAUCAAAGGCUUUAUUAAAUUUGUACUUCAGCACGUGA